Molecule: messenger RNA, 657 nt
Organism: Acanthosepion pharaonis
Lineage: Eukaryota; Metazoa; Mollusca; Cephalopoda; Sepiida; Sepiidae
Source: the annotation of a GenBank genome assembly
AUGCGAGCGGGUGCAAUAGAUAGAUUAUCUAUCUAUCUAUCUAUCUAUCUAUCUAUCUAUCUAUCUAUCUAUCUAUCUAUCUAUCUAUUUCAAGUCUGUCCAUAUGUAUGUAUACACGGAACAUGGCCGCCGCCAAUUCCUGGCUUUCCGCUGUUUCCAUCAAUCAAUUCUUUCUUUCUUCCUUUUCCAUUAAAAACCCCACUUUGCCCCUCUUUCUCUUCUCUUCACACUCUCUUUCUUAAAUUGUUUAUUAUUUUUACCACAAACUCCCUUCCCUUUUAUUUUCUCUGCCUUUUGUUCUCUCUCUUUUUCUUUUCUCUCUUAUUGCUUUUACCUCUACUUCACUUUCUCAUAAACUCUUCCACUCUUUCUUGUUUCAUUACCUUUUAUUUUCUUUCGUUGUCACCUUUUACCUCUUUUUUUAGUUCUUUUUUUUACGACCACAUCUUUUCUCUCUCUCUCUCUCUCUCUCUCUCUCCCCUCUUUUUUUUUCACUGGCAACUACGAAUUCUCUCACUUCAUUUUUUAUCACACCUCUCUCUUUUAUAUUCUUCCUUCCUUCUUCUCUUCUUUAAAGUCAUUUACAUUUCUUUCGCUCUUUUUCUGUCUCUCAAACGAAUGCCGGGGCCGUUAUGUUUAAUUCUUUCCAUAAAGUAA